AUGCUAUCACCAAACAGCGAGCUCAGCAUGGUCAUUUCCCAGACCGUUUACGCUACAGCAAAGUCCCUCAAAAGGGCAUACAAAUGGACUGUAUCAUGCAAGCUACGUGACUCCAAAUCCAUUCAUUCCGCUGUUUCCAGUGCCAAAACCCGAAUCCGCCGCCUAUCAUCACAACGCUUGCGUGCCCAAAAUCUUUCAAAACAGGAGGUAGAUGAAGAUGAAACGGCCAUUUCCACUUCUCCUACAGCACUGCCGGGAUGCAAAGAAUGUGACUUCGAAUAUACUCGCUCCACAGUUUCCAGUGUCAAAGCUCGAAUCCGCCGCCUAUCACCGCAGCGCUUACACGUCGGAGAGCUUUCGAAACGGAAGGUAUCCGAAGACGAAAUUGCCAACUAUAUCUCUCUUGCCGCCGUACCUGUAUGCAAGGAACGCGACUCCGAAUAUAUUCUUUCCAUGGUUUCUAGAGCCAAAGCUCAAAUCAGCCGCCUAUCACCACAGAGCUUGUACGCUAAACAUUUGUCUAAACGGGAGUUAGUCGCAGACGGAAGUAGCAAUUCCAAUUCUCCUACCACACAACCCGCAUCACCCAUAACAGCAAAAAAAGUCGUCGAAAAAACGUCUGAAUUCAUUGAAGAAGGGUCUGAUGCCAUCGAAACCGUUUCUGAUGACAUCGAAGCUGUUCCUGAAGUGGUCGAAGAGGUGUCUGAAACCGUUGAAGGAGUUCUCGAAGCCACCGAAGAAGUUUUUGAAGCAGUCGAAGAUGAUCGUGAUCCGUCGGCUCAGUUCUCGAUUAAGUCAAAGAAUGCCCCACUUAACUUUGAAAAACUGAACCUCAUUCCAAAUCCAUCACCCUCACCCACGCCCUCAACCAUUGAUGUUUCGUCUAUCUGGUCAAUUGAAUCCAGCGUCCUCGGCGACACACAAGAUCCCGAAGAUGAGAAGACAGGCGGCCCGAAAACCGCACCAACUGAAACUGAAAAACCCGACUUUCACCUCCAAAUUGCAGAGCAACGCCACGUAGUUGAGAUUGAGGAAUUGAAAGACAAAUAUCGUUCGAGAAUCAAGCGUCUUGUUGACAAGAAGGAUGAUUACAUGGCGCAGCUAAAUGAGGUCGUUGAGGACAGAAACGUCCUUAUGAAAAAGAAGAUGGUUUUGGAUGCAAAAUACGCUUCCGCAGUUGCCGCUCGAAACAAGGUGAAGUAUGAGCUCAGAGAGGAGCGUAAGCUUUUCGAAUCGUCCCAAGUGGCGGCUGAAGCCAAGAUUAAAGACUUCGAAGCUCAGGUCGCUCACCAGCAAGCGCAACUGGAAGCCAUGCGGGCCGAAGCAGCAGGGACUGGGCUGCAUCUUGCGGAAGCAAGGGAUAAGAUUAGGUCCUCGGACAAGAAGAUCGUCUUUCUGCGUGGACUGAUCGCUGGAUACGAAGCGACUUCCAGCAACAACUCCCAGCUCCACCACGAUCUCCAGCAGUGCCGAGAGGAGUAUCGGAAACUACAAUCCCGAUACUCUAAGCUUGAACAGCGGUCUCUGCUCGCACACGCCAACACUCUCAAAGCUAUUGAGAGUGUAGAAAAGCUGACUGUCCAAAUGGAGUCGGCUGUGUCUGGAGACCAGACCCUCAGCCUCAAAUAA
Paracoccidioides lutzii Pb01 is the source of this 1629-nucleotide messenger RNA. RefSeq lists its product as hypothetical. The record is from RefSeq and is a predicted model, not a curated record. The transcript has a single exon. Bases 1 to 1629 code for a protein of 542 amino acids.